Emiliania huxleyi CCMP1516 is the source of this 816-nucleotide messenger RNA. RefSeq lists its product as hypothetical. The transcript is spliced from 2 exons. Lineage: Eukaryota; Haptophyta; Isochrysidales; Noelaerhabdaceae. The record is from RefSeq and is a predicted model, not a curated record. Bases 1 to 816 code for a protein of 271 amino acids.
AUGUUAUGGGACAAACGCAAGGGCCAAGCCCAAGGCGGACACACACAUGACACAUCACUCUCCCUGUUCGACCGCAUCAAGCCCUACCUCUACUACCGCACCGCGCGCCACGUCCGCGUCGACAUCUGGCAAGUCGGCCUCACCAACCGGAUUCUGCAGACCGGCAUUAUAGUUGCCUUCAUCGCCACCGUCAUCACCUCAAACUCGUGGGCGGCUAGCGAGCGGCCGCUUGGCGUGGUGAACGCGUGGGAGGAUGGAGGGCGCUACGGCUUCGCGCCGACUCUCAACCGCUCGAGCGAAUACUACUCUUACUGCGCCAGCCCGGAUCACAACUACGUCUACUCGUCCAACUAUGAGUACAUCAUGCCCGAGUGCCGCAAUCUUCAGCCCGAGGAGAUCGUCACGAAAGGUAUUGGCUCGAUAUCCUUCACAACGUCCAUCAUAGAGACGUACGAGUACUCGUGGGAGUGCGGCAACCAGAGUGCGGCGACGCGCGCCAAAGAAGCCAGCUGUGGCGGCGCGGUUGUGGACCGCACGAACGCGGGUCGGCAGUGCAGCUGCGCCACGAGCCAGACGUACUACGUCAAGGGUGUGGAGGAGCUGCAGGUCGCCUUUGAGCACUCGUACUUCACCAGCGGCUCCUCCCGCAUCGACCUGAGCGGCGUGUCCAACCACAAGAGCUGCGCCGACACGCAGGGAGACAAGACCUGCGCCGAGCACCCCCUCUCGACCACGAUCACAUACCCCAACGGCACGGAGCGGACCUUCCAGGCUGCUGGCGAUCGCCUGAUGCGUCUCCGCGACCACUCUGAUUGA